Molecule: messenger RNA, 5523 nt
Organism: Fusarium keratoplasticum
Lineage: Eukaryota; Fungi; Ascomycota; Sordariomycetes; Hypocreales; Nectriaceae
Exons: 2
Coding region: 1-5523 (1840 amino acids)
Biological process (GO): regulation of ARF protein signal transduction
Molecular function (GO): guanyl-nucleotide exchange factor activity
Source: RefSeq, a predicted model, not a curated record
AUGAGCUCCCUCAAAUUCGUCGUGUCCUCGCUCGAGGCCAUUGCCUCGUCCAAGGAUGCCCAGCGCAACAAGCAGCUGGCCGAGUCCACCACAAAGGCCCUCGAUGCCAUCAAAGAGCAGGACCAGCUCCCCGACCCCGAGAUAGUCUUCGCUCCUCUGCAGCUGGCCUCGCGAUCUACCAAUGUCCAGCUUACCACGACUGCCCUCGACUGCAUCGGAAAGCUUAUUUCUUACUCAUACUUCUCCGUCCCGGGCAGCCCUCCCGAGGGAACCGAAGAUGGCGCCGAACCUGCUCCCCCCCUGAUCGAGCGAGCCAUCGAUACCAUCUGCAACUGCUUCCAGGGCGAGACGACCGCUGUCGAGAUUCAGCUACAGAUUGUCAAGUCCCUGCUUGCCGCUGUCCUCAAUGACAAGAUUGUCGUCCAUGGCGCUGGCCUCCUCAAGGCCGUGCGCCAAGUCUACAAUGUCUUCCUGCUGUCGCGGAGCACCGCCAACCAGCAGGUAGCACAAGGUACCUUGACGCAGAUGGUCGGUACUGUCUUUGAGCGUGUCAAGACGAGAUUGCACAUGAAGGAGGCCCGUCUGAACCUCGAGAACCUAAAGCAUGGCUCUAGCAAUGUCACCUUUGACCAGGCCGACUCGACCAACGGCGCCCACGAUGGCCAUGACCGCGACGACUCGCCCGCUACGCCGGAUAAUGGUUCUGCCUCUGUAGAGCCCUCAGAGAGCGCUGUUAAGCUCACCCUGAAGGAUCUUGAACAUCGCAAGAGCUUCGACGACUCGAAUCUUGGAGAUGGACCUACCAUGGUCACCCAGCUCAAGCAUCAUAAGGAGACAGAUGCUUCAGCCUCUGACCACACGGGGCACGAUUCUGGAUCAGCAGAAGAUAGCGAGGUGCUGGACGCCGAAGAUGAGGUCUACAUCCGCGAUGCCUACCUCGUCUUCCGAUCCUUCUGCAACCUGUCCACCAAGGUUCUGCCGCCCGAUCAGCUCUACGAUGUCCGCGGCCAGCCGAUGCGCUCCAAGCUUAUCUCCCUCCACCUCAUCCACACCCUCCUCAACAACAACAUUGCCGUCUUCACUUCGCCCUUGUGUACGAUUAAGAAUUCUAAAAGCAACGAACCUACGAGUUUCCUUCAAGCUAUUAAGUUCUACCUCUGUCUCAGCAUCACUCGCAAUGGCGCGAGCUCGGUCGACAGGAUAUUUAAUGUCAGCUGCGAGAUCUUUUGGUUGAUGCUCAAGUAUAUGCGAGCCGAUUUCAAGAAAGAAAUUGAGGUUUUCCUCAACGAGAUCUACCUCGCCCUCCUGGCCCGGAAGACGGCGCCCCUAUCUCAAAAGCUUCAGUUCGUCACUGUGCUUAACCGACUCUGCGCCGACCCCAAGGCCUUGGUCGAAAUCUACCUUAACUACGACUGCGAUCAGACCGUCGACAACAUUUAUCAGACGAUCAUCGAGGAUUUGUCCAAGUUCUCCACCACCCCUAUCACUAUCACCACCAUCCACGAGCAAGUGUACGAAGAGAUGCGGGCAAAGACGAACCCUGCGAGCGAGUGGCAGCUCAAGGCGACUCUGCCGCCUCCUUUGACUGUUGCCCACAUCGCACCGCACCAGGAGCCUGAGCCUGACUACCCCAAGGAAUACGCCAUUAAGCGACUAUCAAUUGAGGCAUUGGUUGAGACUCUUCGGUCCUUGGUGAACUGGUCGGCACCGAUCCGGGGCGAUGCCGAACCCGCGCGGAACGAAAACACCGACAACAAGGCGUCGUUGGAUUACAUCAGACCGUCUAUCGAUCCUAGUAUCAACGAUAGCUCCUCCCGUAUUGAGACGCCUCUUCCACCAUCUACUCCCAUACUCGAGGAUGACCCUGAUCAGCUGGAGAAGGAGAAGGCGAGGAAGACGGCCUUGACAAACGCCAUCAGGCAGUUCAACUUCAAGCCGAAGAAGGGAAUCAAGCUGUUGCUCCGUGAUGGUUUCAUCGCAAGUGAAAGCCCCAAGGACAUUGCCGAGUUCUUGUUGAAGGAAGACAAGCUCGACAAGGCCCAGAUUGGCGAGUACCUGGGUGAGGGUGACCAGUUCAACAUUGACACCAUGCAUGCCUUUGUCGACACAAUGGAGUUUGCUAAGCGGCGCUUUGUCGAUGCUCUGCGCCAGUUCCUCCAGUCCUUCCGUCUGCCAGGUGAAGCUCAGAAGAUUGAUCGCUUCAUGCUCAAGUUUGCUGAGCGCUAUGUUCUGGGCAACCCCAACGCCUUUGCCAACGCCGAUACCGCCUAUGUCCUCGCCUAUUCGGUCAUUCUCCUGAACACUGAUCUCCACAGUGUCAAGGUUGCCAAGCGCAUGAGCAAGGAGGAGUUUAUCAAGAAUAAUCGCGGUAUUAACGACAACGCCGAUUUGCCCGAUGACUACCUCCUGGGCAUCUAUGAUGAGAUUGCAGCCAACGAGAUCGUGCUCAAGAGUGAGCGUGAUGCGGCGGCGGCGGCUGGCAACGCCCCAGCUCCAUCUGUUGGCAUUGCCGCGGGUCUUGGUCAGGCUCUGUCCAACGUUGGCCGAGAUCUGCAAAGAGAAGCAUAUGUGCAGCAGUCGGAAGAGAUUGCCUUGCGCUCCGAGCAACUGUUCAAGAACUUGUUCAAGAGCCAGCGCCGGAACGCCACCAAGAGUGGCCCCAAGUACAUCGAGGCAACCUCAUUCAAGCAUGUUGGACCCAUGUUCGACGUGACCUGGAUGUCCAUCUUCUGGACCCUCUCGAGCCAGAUUCAAAAAUCUCAUAACCUCGAGGUCAACAAGCUGUGCCUAGAGGGCAUGAAGCUGGCUACCAGGAUUGCCUGCCUCUUUGACCUUUCCACUCCCAGGGAGGCGUUCAUGUCAGCCUUGAAGAAUGCCACCAACUUGAACAACCCGCAGGAAAUCCUGGCCAAGAACAUUGAGGCUCUCAAGGUCAUCCUCGAACUGGGACAGACUGAGGGCAACGUUCUUCGAGAUUCUUGGAAGGACAUCUUGAUGUGCAUUAGUCAGUUGGACCGACUGCAGCUUAUUUCAGGCGGCGUGGACGAGAGUGCUAUUCCCGAUGUUUCCAAGGCCCGUUUCCUGCCUCCGCAAAGGACAGAAACUUCAGACUCUCGGUCUUCGACCCAGUCCAAGCGGCCUCGGCCAAGGUCAGGCACCGCCGGAUCCAAGGGUUUCUCAACCGAGAUUGCGCUUGAGAGUCGCUCGGACGAAGUGAUUCGCAGCGUCGAUCGCAUCUUCACCAACACGGCAAACCUCACUGGCGAGGCCAUGGUUCACUUUGCCAAGGCUCUGACUGAGGUCAGCUGGGAUGAGAUCAAGGUGUCAGGGUCCAACGACUCCCCUCGAACGUACAGCUUGCAGAAGAUUGUCGAGAUCAGCUACUACAACAUGGAUCGUGUAAGGUUCGAAUGGAGCAAUAUCUGGGAUGUUUUUGGCGAGCACUUCAACCGAGUGGGAUGCCAUAACAACAUGAACAUUGUCUUCUUUGCUCUCGACUCGCUGCGUCAGCUGUCGAUGCGCUUCAUGGAGAUUGAGGAGCUGGCGGGUUUCAAAUUCCAAAAGGACUUCUUGAAGCCCUUUGAGCAUGUGCUUGCCAACUCGCACAACGUCACGGUCAAGGAUAUGGUUCUGCGAUGUCUGAUCCAGAUGAUCCAGGCCAAGGGAGAUAACAUCCGCUCAGGCUGGAGAACCAUGUUUGGCGUCUUCACGGUGGCGGCCCGUGAGCCAUACGAGAGCAUCGUCAACCUGGCGUACGAGAAUGUCAACCAAGUGUACAAGACCAAGUUUGGUGUUGUCAUCUCUCAAGGCGCGUUUACCGACCUCAUUGUGUGCUUGACCGAGUUCUCCAAGAACCUCAAGUUCCAGAAGAAGAGCCUGGCAGCCCUGGAGCUGCUGAAGUCUCUGAUUCCUGCCAUGCUCAAGACACCCGAGUGCCCGUUGUCGCAAAAGUACAACAAGACGGCCGCCCCAGAGGGAGCCCCUAAGUCACCGGAGAUCAAGCGAUCCCGAUCAAAUACAUCGGUCGAGGAGGGCUACUGGUUCCCUGUACUCUUCGCCUUCCACGACGUCCUGAUGACAGGCGAGGACCUGGAGGUGCGUUCAAAUGCUCUCGAGUACUUCUUUGAAACCUUGCUCAGGUAUGGCGGUGACUUCCCAUCUGAAUUCUGGGAUAUUCUGUGGCGACAGCAGCUCUACCCCAUCUUCAUGGUGUUGAGGUCUCGACCAGAGAUGACCAACGUUCUGAACCAUGAGGAGCUCUCAGUUUGGUUGUCGACCACUAUGAUUCAAGCACUUCGAAACAUGAUCACCUUGUUCACGCAUUACUUUGAUGCCUUGGAGUACAUGUUGGACAGGUUCUUGGAGCUUCUGGCGCUCUGCAUCUGCCAAGAGAACGACACUAUCUCUCGGAUUGGAAGCAACUGCCUGCAGCAGCUGAUCUUGAAGAAUGUCACCAAGUUCAAGCCUCAGCACUGGAAUAAGCUUGUCGGUGCCUUCUGCGAGCUGUUUGAGCGAACAACAGCGUAUCAGCUAUUCACUGCCACAGCAAUCAACUCAACGGCGUCGAUAGAGCCCCCACCCAACGGACUCGAUUUCUCCAGCACUCCGCAAACCGAUGUUCCAGUGGACGAGAAGUCGCUCAAGAUUAACGGCACCGAGGAGGCCGACGAUGACUCGAUCGCGCCUCCGUUGUCUCCCCGACAGGCCGAGGAGGACUUGCGCACACCGACGGCAGAGAGCCCCCAAGCUCCAUUGGAAGAGUUUAAGCCAUCAUCGAACCUUCAGCAGCAGCCGAUUGUUGUGACGGCAGCUCGGCGACGAUUCUUCAACCGAAUCAUCUCCCGCUGCGUUCUUCAGCUCCUCAUGAUCGAGACAGUCAAUGAGCUGUUUAGCAACGACACGGUCUACACACAUAUCCCAUCGACCGAGCUCCUGCGACUGAUGGCACUGCUCAAACGAUCCUUCCAGUUCGCUCGCCGCUUCAACGAAGAUAAGGAGCUCCGAAUGAGGCUGUGGCGAGAGGGCUUCAUGAAGCAGCCCCCUAACCUCCUGAAGCAGGAGAGCGGGUCUGCUGCCACAUACAUCUCGAUCCUCUUCCGCAUGUUUGCGGAUAACGCACCGGAGCGACUGGAGAGCCGGCCUGACGUUGAGGCUGCUCUGGUACCUCUGUGCAAGGACAUUGUUCACAGCUACUCUACUUUGGAGGAUGAGAGCCAGCAUCGCAACAUCAUUGCCUGGCGGCCGGUUGUGGUUGAUGUUCUGGAGGGGUUUGCGACGUUCCCCGAGGACGCCUUCAAGACACACAUCCCUGACUUUUACCCCUUGGCGAUCGACCUGCUCAUCAAGGACCUCACUCCUGAUUUGCGAGCGGCACUCUUGGUAGUGCUGCGCCGAGUUGGAGAGGUUGGCCUUGGAAUCGAGGGCAUGUCUCGACCUGGUGACGAUCGACGGGAUAGCGUUGUGAGCCGGACUACGGAAGGCACAAUUGCGGACCAUGAGGCGGACGCACGGAGGAUGCUGUAG